AUGUUGAUGGUGGGAACAUGGAAGCGCAGCCGAUGGAAGCCGAACGUUAAACAGUUGUCGACCCUUUAUCAACCUGCGAAAACUCUAGUCUCCGACAUAGUUUCCACCAACGUCUGCAUAUCUCGGUACAGCAAAUGCGGGCGGCUAGAUGUUGCUCGGAAGGUGUUCGACGAAAUGCCCAUCCGAACCGUCGUCUCAUGGAACGCCAUGGUUUCGGGGUAUUCAAAGUGGGGAAGAUUCAGUGAGGCUCUAUCUUUGGUUUCAAUUAUGCAUCAUGGCAAUGUGAGACUCAAUGAAACGACCUUUUUGACAACUCUUAGCGUCUGCGCGCGUUCAGGGUCUUUGAGUGAGGGAAGAGAGUUGCAUUGCUCGGUGCUGAAAACUGGGACGGAGUGUUUUGAGCUAGUGGGGAGUUCUCUGUUGCAUUUCUACUCUAAUUGCCUUAAAAUUGAGGACGCUAAGCGGGUUUUUGAUGAGCUGCGUGGUGGAAAUGAGUUGUUGUGGAGCUUAAUGCUCGUGGGAUACGUGCAAUGUAAUUUGAUGGGUGAUGCUAUGGAAUUGUUUCUAGAAAUGCCGAAAUGGGAUGUUGUGGCAUGGACUACGUUGAUUUCCGGGUACGCUAAGAACGAGGAUGGGUGUGAGAGAGCCUUGGAGUUGUUUCAAUGGAUGAGGGGGAGUGGUGAGGUGGUUCCUAAUGAGUUUACGUUGGAUUGUGUCAUAAGGGCUUAUGGGAGAUUGGGAGUGCUGUGUGCAGGGAAGGCUGUGCAUGGACUUUUGAUUAAGUAUGGUUUUGAAUCUGAAGAAUCCAUUGGUGGUGCUUUGAUAGAAUUUUAUUGUGAUAGUCAGGCUGUUCAUUGUGCCAAGAGAGUUUAUGAUCGACUAGAAAACCCAUGUUUAAAUGCUUCAAAUUCGCUUAUCGGGGGGCUUGUAUUGAUGGAUAGGAUUGAAGAUGCAGAAAUAAUUUUUAGUAGACUAAAAGAAAAGGAUCCAGUUUCAUAUAAUUUGAUGAUCAAAGGUUAUGCGAUGAGUGGUCAAGUUGAUCAGUCGAAGAGGUUGUUUGAGAAUAUGAAGCAUAGAACUAUAAUCUCUUCAAAUACCAUGAUUUCUGUGUAUUCUAGGAUUGGGGACAUUGAUAAGGCUUUUAAACUUUUUGAAGAAACGAAAAGAGAAAGGGAUCCUGUAACAUGGAAUGCCAUGAUCUCGGGUCGCAUUCAAAAUAAUCAGCAUGAGGAGGCUUUGGAACUAUAUGUGACAAUGCACAGAUUGUCAAUUGACCGUACAAGAUCAACAUUCUCUGCUCUGUUUCAUGCCUGUUCAUGCCUUGGAUCUCUUCAAUUGGGACAAGUAAUUCAUGCCCAGUUGAUUAAGACACCAUUCGAAUCGAAUGUGUAUGUUGGAACAUCCCUAAUAGAUAUGUACUCAAAAUGUGGAAGCAUCACUGAUGCUGAAACAUCAUUUAUCUGCAUUCGUUCACCAAAUGUGGUGGCUUUGACAGCUCUCAUUAACGGGUAUGCGCAGUAUGGGCUUGGCUCUGAGGCAAUGUUGCUGUUUGGGCAAAUGUUAAAGCAAGGAGUCAUCCCUAAUGCUGCUACUUUUGUGGGGAUUCUGUCUGCCUGCAGUCGUGCUGGUCUGGUCUACGAAGGGAUGAGAAUUUUCCACAUGAUGCAAGGAAGUUAUGGAGUAAACCCAACGCUUGAACACUAUGCAUGCAUAGUGGAUCUUCUUGGUAGGUCUGGUCGUCUACGAGAAGCUAUGGAGUUUAUCGAUGAGAUGCCAAUGGAACCAGAUGGGGUUAUCUGGGGAGCUCUGCUAAAUGCUUGUUGGUUCUGGAUGGACAUGGAACUGGGUGAGAAGGUGGCUGAGAAAAUGUUUAGCUUGGAUCCCAAGCCAAUAUCCGCUUAUAUAAUUUUGUCUAACAUAUGUGCAGUACUGGGAAAGUGGGGGGCAAAGAUGAAUGCAAGGAAGAGAUUGAGAAGCUUGGAAGUGAAAAAGGAUCCUGGAUGUAGUUGGAUUGAGUUGAACAGGAAAGUUCAUGUGUUCUCUGUAGAAGACAAUACCCAUCCUCAUUGUAAUCUGAUUUAUGAAACGUUGGAGUUUCUGACAGCAAAUAUAAACUCUAUUGUUCAGUUCGAUUGUCUUUAUGAAACAUACUCUCAUUGA
Prunus armeniaca (apricot) is the source of this 2160-nucleotide messenger RNA. The record is from the annotation of a GenBank genome assembly. NCBI's taxonomy places the organism in Eukaryota, Viridiplantae, Streptophyta, Magnoliopsida, Rosales, Rosaceae.